GAGUACAAGUACUUCCAGAGAAUGACUAGCACAUCCCGUGUGGAAGGUAAACAGAACGCACUGAUAAUGGGUAAAAAAACCUGGUUCUCCAUUCCUGAGAAGAAUCGUCCUUUAAAAGACAGAAUAAAUAUAGUACUCAGCAGGGAGCUCAAGGAAACCCCAAAGGGAGCGCAUUACCUUUCCAAAAGUCUGGAUGAUGCUUUAGCUCUUGUGGAUUCACCAGAGUUAAAAAGUAAAGUAGACAUGGUUUGGAUCGUUGGAGGCACUUCAGUUUACAAGGCAGCAAUGGAGAAGCCAAUUAAUCAUCGAUUAUUUGUCACAAGAAUUUUGCAAGAAUUUGAAAGUGACACAUUUUUUCCAGAAAUCAACCACAAAGACUACAAACUUCUCACAGAGUACCCAGGUGUCCCUGCUGAUAUCCAAGAGGAGAAUGGCAUCCAAUACAAAUUUGAAGUGUAUGAAAAAGCUGUCUUGGCAGAGUAA
Molecule: messenger RNA, 483 nt
Organism: Merops nubicus (carmine bee-eater)
Lineage: Eukaryota; Metazoa; Chordata; Aves; Coraciiformes; Meropidae
Gene: DHFR
Product: dihydrofolate reductase
Exons: 5
Coding region: 22-483 (153 amino acids)
Biological process (GO): dihydrofolate metabolic process; tetrahydrofolate biosynthetic process; glycine biosynthetic process
Cellular component (GO): mitochondrion
Molecular function (GO): NADP binding; dihydrofolate reductase activity
Source: RefSeq, a predicted model, not a curated record